AUGCCUCGAUACACUGCUGAAGUGAUGUACGAGCUGGCCAAGUCGCCGCUCUCUGGUCUGGAAGCCAGCAACACCGACCUGAACUCUCUCAAGGUCAUCAAGCGACGUGAGUCGCUUCUGUACCGAAAGUCAUUCGGUAACAACCCAGAUGCUCUCCGACGGUUCCGUGAGGAGGCCGAGGAACGAAAGCCCGUGGAGAUCUCCAUUGAUGUAGAGGAUGUCGCCGAGUCGGACAUUUCUCUGACUGAGUACGCCAACCGAUACCUGUCGCAGAAGGGCAACGUUGGCCGAAAGAACAAGGGUGGCGAUGCCGUGCACCCCAAGUUUGCCAUUGCUCUGGCUGCCACCCAGGCCAAGACCUCCAAGUCUGGCCGAGGAUCUUCCUCCAACUCCUUUGCUGCCUUUGCUGACGCUGACGAAAACAACGACGAGUCUGCUGUCGCCGAGGAGGACGAUGACGAUGGAUGGAACACUGUCCCCGCCCGAAACCACGUACCCACUCAUCCUUGGCACCGGGCUGCUGCUCGAAAGAGCUUUGGUGCUGACCACCACCGACCCUCGUUCAAUAGUAGCAACAAGACCACUGGAGUUUAUUUUGACGCCCGUAGAUGUGAAAGACGACCCAGCCUUACGCGGGAUGAUGUCAAUAGGUAUUUUGAGCCUGCCAAGAGCUCCAAAUUCCACAGAGAGACCCGAAGAGAUUCAGACGGUCGACUCAACAGUAACAGCCGACAUGCCAAGGCAGGCACGACGCAAGAAAUCGAAUGGGCCGCGGUGGACACCAGUAAAGCGCUCUCAUCGUUUUCCAUUGGUGCCUCCCAUGCCCGAGAGACGAGCCAGUUUGAGGAGUGGAAGAAGCGCAACCACGAGAUAAAGAGUGUAGAUAUGGAGACGAGAUACCCAGAAGACAAGUCCGGCGGUAAUAUCAGCCCCGUGGUGUCUCCUUUAUCGGGAGGCUUUGCUACGGUGGCUCCAAUGGCUCCAAUGGCUACAGUGGCUCCUCUGACUCCUCCAGGACUGUCUCGUGACGAUAGACCCGUGGAGGACGGGAGUGCCGUCAGCAGAGGAGGUGCCGGUUUGGGAAUCCUCCAGGCGGCGCCUUUGAGUCCUCCCUUUGAGAGAACCCAUGCUGCUGAGCCCGGAAUGAGCGGCAAGCCCAACUAUUUUGCCAGUGAGAUGGCCAAUACAAGUACUUGCACAGGCUCUCCUGUGGCACAUGUGCAGGGCUUUGCUUCUCCUCCUAUGGCACACGUUCCUGGACCAUCCAUGAGAGGACUAGGAUCUCCUAUCCAGGUUGCAGUUCCCAGUAUGGGUAGUCCUCAUCCCAGAAUAGCGCCUCAUCCUGGAAUGGCUCCUGGCCCUGGAAUGGCUUCUGGCCCUGGAAUGGCUUCUGGCCCUGGAAUGCGUCCCAUGGCACCAAUGGCACCUCCAGGUCCAUACUUUGCAGUGGUUCUACCACCGGAAAUUUGUGAUCAGAUCAGGCGAGGACUGCUCCCUCCUCCUCCUCCUCCUCCCCCAAUGCACAUGAUGUGGAGAGGCGGCCCUCUUCCCCCUGGGGUGGGCAUCCCUGUUCCUGUUAUGCCGUGGUGA
This is a messenger RNA of Yarrowia lipolytica CLIB122, 1590 nucleotides long. RefSeq lists its product as uncharacterized. The record is from RefSeq and is a predicted model, not a curated record. NCBI's taxonomy places the organism in Eukaryota, Fungi, Ascomycota, Dipodascomycetes, Dipodascales.